CCAUCCAAAGCGUGCUGUGCGGAGCAGAUGCCUUGCUGCCGACCAAAACGGGGGCUGUGGGCUCAGCCAAGCUGGCGCUUCAUGAGAAUGGCACCCUGGAGUACCAGGUACAGGUGGUGGGUACAGCCAGCGAGGUGGUGGGCAUCACGCUGGAGACCAAACCUCGGCGGAAGAGCAAGAGGAAUGUCCUGUUUGACAUGACACCCAGCUACAAGGAUGGGCUGGCCCAAGGUGCCUGGCAGAGCCCCAGCGCCCGCGAUGCCCACAUGCUGCUGCAGAACGAGCUCUUCCUCAAUGUGGCCACCAAGGACUGGGCGGAGGGCGAGCUGCGGGGCCAGGUCAUCUCCCUGCCCUACAGCGGGCUGCUCGCCCGCUACACAGAGAUGCCCGUGGUCCUGGCAGGGCAGCUGGUGUCCCCCCCCGUAGGCAGCGGGGCCGGGGGGCACGCCUGGCUCUCGCUGGAUGAGCACUGCCACCUGCACUACGAGAUCUCGGUGGCAGGGCUGGGCCGCCCAGCCGACGGAAAAAAACACCUCCACGGGGUGGCUGAGCUAGGAGAGAUGGGUGCCCGUCCCCACCAGCACAAGCGCCUGCUCAAGGGUUUCUACAGCACCGAGGCUCAGGGGGUGGUGAAGGACCUGGACGCCGAGGGUGGCUGA
Molecule: messenger RNA, 659 nt
Organism: Leptosomus discolor (cuckoo roller)
Lineage: Eukaryota; Metazoa; Chordata; Aves; Leptosomiformes; Leptosomidae
Source: RefSeq, a predicted model, not a curated record